GAGGCCGACGCACAAGAUGGCGGCGCCGGCCGCCCGCUGGGGGUUGCGGGCUGCGGCGGGUUGUUGAGGGGUGGCACGGGGAAGGCGACCCCAGACAGGCCUCGCUCAGGUGACAGGUGGGCGGGCCGCGCCGCUGGCCCCCUGGCGGUGCAUGGCCUCGUGGCUGUCUCCUGUUUUCCCCGCCUCCCACACCUUAUCCCGGGGCGGAACCGGAGAAAGGUCAGGCCAGGCUGUCCCGCCCGUCUGCGUCCUGGGGCGGUCCCCGUGAGUGGCUCACUUUUAGAACUGACUUUAGCCACGUGUGGCUUCCAUGGCUGCGGUACAAGCCCCGGGGGAGAAGAUUAAUGUCCUGGCAGGAGAGACAACCAAGGUCGGGGACCCGCAGAAGAAGGAGUGGCCCGAGCAGGACAGGCUUCCAGAACGAUCCUGGAGGCACAAGUGCGCCUCCUACGUGUUGGCCCUGAGGCCCUGGAGCUUCAGCGCCUCACUCACCCCUGUGGCCCUGGGCAGCGCCUUGGCCUACAGGUCCCAGGGUGUCCUGGAUCCCAGGCUGCUGUUGGGUUGUGCAGUGGCUGUCCUGGCUGUGCACGGGGCCGGCAAUUUGGUCAACACUUACUAUGACUUUUCCAAGGGCAUUGACCACAAAAAGAGUGAUGACCGAACUCUGGUGGACAGAAUUCUGGAGCCCCAGGAUGUCGUUCGAUUUGGAGUCUUCCUCUACACCCUGGGCUGCGUCUGUGCCGCUUGCCUCUACUACCUGUCCACUCUGAAACUGGAACACUUGGCUCUCAUCUACUUUGGAGGCCUGUCUGGCUCCUUUCUCUACACAGGAGGAAUUGGAUUCAAGUAUGUGGCCCUGGGAGACCUCGUCAUCCUCAUCACUUUUGGCCCGCUGGCUGUGAUGUUUGCCUACGCUGUCCAGGUGGGAUCCUUGGCCAUCUUUCCUCUAAUCUACGCCAUCCCACUGGCCCUCAGCACGGAGGCCAUUCUCCAUUCCAACAACACCAGGGACAUGGAAUCUGACCAGGAGGCUGGCAUUGUCACGCUGGCCAUCCUCAUCGGGCCCACCUUCUCCUAUGUCCUCUAUAACACGCUGCUCUUUCUGCCCUACCUAAUCUUCACCAUCCUGGCCACGCACUGCAGCAUCAGCCUAGCGCUGCCCCUGCUCACCAUCCCCAUGGCCUUCUCCCUCGAGAGGCAGUUCCGCAGCCAGGCCUUUAGCAAGCUGCCCCAGAGGACGGCCAAGCUCAACCUACUGCUCGGGCUUUUCUAUGUCUUUGGCAUCAUCCUGGCACCAGCAGGCAGCCUGCCCAGACUCUGAGGAGACCAGCAGCUCCCACCACAGCACAGCCCCUCCUCAGGCAGUGCAGAAGAAGGGGUGCCACUGGCCAGGGUGGGUGCGCAGCAUAGGCUGCGGACUCCUGCACUUGUGUGUUGGGAUUAUCUUCCUAAAGAUAGCCUGCUUGUGAUUUGUGUUCCAUGUUCUGGGGAAACCCUGAAACCACUCUACUGUUGUUCCUGUGUUAUUUAUAAUCUCCACUAGAGGGUGUCAUCAGGCCACUUUAGGAUGGAAAGUCCAUCUCCCCCCUUGUUCUAGACCGAAUGCCCUGACAAUUUGUGAAGGAGCUGUGUCCCAAAAGAGCCAUAGUGACUAGGCAUGGUACUGCCCCGUCACCUCGGCAUGUAGGAAAUUGUACUAAUUGGUGCCAGGCCCCACUUACACAGAGCGCCUGUCCCCUGAAUGUGCUGCCUGCUAGAGAAGGGCCCUCAUUAACAGCAGUGCUCCUGGCUUUUUGUGUCGUUGGUGGUUCAGAUGUUUCUGUCCUUCAUGUCUCCCUUCGCUCCUCACCACUGUGGAGGAAAGUGUCAGAUCACCCUGCAGCAAGACAGUUAAGCCUGGGGCUGCUGAGAAAAGCACUCUGCUUUCAGUAAAACAUGGCAUGGUGGGUGAGGGAGCUGCUGCUUCCCUCUGUAGACUCCACUAGGAUGACAGUGAUUCUGGGACCUGAAGUGGCAGUGGGAUGGGUGUUUAAAGCCCAAAGGGCUUUGUCCCCUCCCAGCUGCCUCCCCUGCUAUUCCUUUUGCCUACCCAGGAUUUCUGUCCUUCCAUUGUUUCCAGUGCCAGACUGUGGGCAACAGCAACAUGUGAGUCAGGGACACUUACCCUAUCUACAGAGCCACAAGAUGGACAAAGCAGGGACCUUCUGAAUGUACGAGCAGUGGACAGCAGUCCUGGCCACACUCAGCCAGAGCGUGAGGCCCUGCCAGUGAAAGAACUCUGAGCAGGGGUCCUUCAUCGCUCUGUGCUCUGAUGCCUUGUUCAGAGUGUGGCUUCAGUGAAGUCACAUCCAAAGGACCAGAGCUGUCUCACUGUCUCCUGUAUACUCUCUGAGUAUAACAUCUUGCAUGGAGAUGAUCAUACCGUCUCCAGUGUGCUUUACUUUGAUCAGCUGGCCUGAAGGGGGCUGCAGGCUCUUAGCCUGCAGAAAACUACCUUGAGUUAGCACAGGGUCACUUUCUUAGGAAAACAUAUUUAAACAUUGCCCAGAGUCCCUCUACAGCCAGGGUGGUUUGUCUACCAGAGUCCCUGAGCUUGGAUCAAGGUCCAGAAACCUAGGAACGGAAUGCUCUUUCCUGUUCUCCCAGCAUGCUGGGUUUGUGGCAUCUGGUGCUUUUGAGUGUCCUGCCUGUGACCCCUGCUUGGGGCUGAUAGUUGUCGCCCAGAGCCUGGAGGACCAAUGAGUCUCACUGUCCAUUAGGCAGGCCUGACACGUGGCUACCCUCAUCAGAACUGUGUCAGCUGCUACACCGAGCUCUGGUGCAGAUUUUAAAUGCCUAUUUUUAUAUACCAUCCCCAGAGGCCAUAUUUGGUGCCACAUUUUGUAUACAGACCACCAUAAUUUGUAAUAUGUCUCCUGAUUCAAUGAAGGUUUCCUGUAGAUUUGCUAAUUAAAAUAAGAGAAAAUGUA
Molecule: messenger RNA, 2969 nt
Organism: Mus pahari (shrew mouse)
Lineage: Eukaryota; Metazoa; Chordata; Mammalia; Rodentia; Muridae
Gene: Ubiad1
Product: UbiA prenyltransferase domain containing 1
Exons: 2
Coding region: 311-1321 (336 amino acids)
Biological process (GO): vitamin K biosynthetic process; menaquinone biosynthetic process
Cellular component (GO): endoplasmic reticulum; Golgi membrane
Molecular function (GO): prenyltransferase activity
Source: RefSeq, a predicted model, not a curated record